AUGCAGACGAUUUUCUGGCCUCAGAUGACCGUUGAACUGAACAUGACUUAUGCGCAGCUCAACGCUGGUAUUUCCUGCAAUGUCGCCGGGCUUGCUGUGGGCAGCUUCAUCUUCGUACCAUUCACGAAGAAGUACGGACGGCGCUCCACGUACGUCAUCUCGACGGCGGUUCUGGCCGGGACCGCCUGGUGGUCCGGCAGGAUGAACACGGUCAGCGAGAUGUACGUGACGAAUCUGCUCUUCGGUCUCGCAGGCUCCGCGAACGAGACCGUUGCUGAGAUGACGGCAAGUGGAAAAAUCCCCCUUAUAACGUCACUUGAUCGCCACCAUUUGGAGUCCUAA
Colletotrichum higginsianum IMI 349063 is the source of this 342-nucleotide messenger RNA. Its product is annotated as Major facilitator superfamily transporter. NCBI's taxonomy places the organism in Eukaryota, Fungi, Ascomycota, Sordariomycetes, Glomerellales, Glomerellaceae. Gene Ontology annotation, molecular function: transmembrane transporter activity. Bases 1 to 342 code for a protein of 113 amino acids. Gene Ontology annotation, biological process: transmembrane transport. The record is from RefSeq and is a predicted model, not a curated record. The transcript has a single exon.